CUGUUUUUGUUGAUAUGAUCGAACGCAUUAAAUUUGCCUGUCCAUAUGAGAUAAGCAUUGUACAAAUAUAGAUAAGCAACUUAGACAACAAACUAUUGACAUGUGGAUUGUUGCAUUACUUUACAUUACAUUAGGCGUAGUUUGUUCCAUUUGCCCUCCAGAAUGGCACACACACAACAGCAAUUGUUAUUUAUUUAGCAAAGAAGUCCUUUCAUGGGAUGGCGCACAGGAUUAUUGCCAAGAAUUCGGAGGUUACUUGACUGAAAUAACAACGAGGGAGGAAAACAGUUUCAUUGAACAAACGUCAAAACAGAACUAUCACCCAAACCGUACAGCGCACGGGAAAUACCUAUAUGGAUACUGGACCGGAGGCAAAGAAGACCUGACUCAUAAAUAUUGGUAUUGGGGUGGUAGUGGACAAAAGUUCACGUUUACUGACUGGUCCCCUGGUGAACCAAGUAAUAGAGUAGAAAACUGCAUGCAUAUAAAUUCGAAUGAAGGAUUCAAAUGGAAUGAUUAUACGUGCACACGGCAUGAGUAUUUUAUUUGCGAGAAGAGUCAGUCAAUUUCGGGCCAAGGUGUAGUAGGAUAAAUGAACACUUUUGUAAAAAAUUGUACUACUCGUAUGUUGAAGCAUUGAGAUUAAAGUCAUCAUCAGUAUAUUGUAUUGUCCAUGUCAAGAACUCGUUG
Molecule: messenger RNA, 690 nt
Organism: Mytilus trossulus (common blue mussel)
Lineage: Eukaryota; Metazoa; Mollusca; Bivalvia; Mytilida; Mytilidae
Product: perlucin-like protein
Exons: 5
Coding region: 101-592 (163 amino acids)
Molecular function (GO): signaling receptor activity
Source: RefSeq, a predicted model, not a curated record